Molecule: messenger RNA, 429 nt
Organism: Saprolegnia parasitica CBS 223.65
Lineage: Eukaryota; Oomycota; Saprolegniomycetes; Saprolegniales; Saprolegniaceae
Exons: 2
Coding region: 1-429 (142 amino acids)
Source: RefSeq, a predicted model, not a curated record
AUGAAAAGUGGUGUCCUGAAAAGCCUCGCGGCGGUGCUGCUGGCGCGCGCGGCGACAGCAGAGCUCACGAUUGUGACACCGCACGACGCAUUGCCCGAUGGCGUGCCGUACACGCUGCUCCCAGUGGCCCAGCGGCCACUCUACCGCGGCAAGAUCGUCGGAGCCCUCGUGACGCCCGCCGCUCCCAACGCCACGUCCAUCGAGCUCGUCCCCGCAGUCGGCAACUGCCCUGCAUUUGCGCUGCCGACGACCAAUCGCUCGGCAAGCGAGGAUACAAUGUACCGCAUCGCCGUCGACCGCGUACGCCAAGCGCAAGCAGCCGGCGCCAUUGGCGCGUUCCUCUACGACGCCAACGAACUCAACGCGACGGUGCGGCUCGAGGUACGCGGCAUUCCCCCAUGUCUUUUGUCUAACAGUGUUGUGUACUAG